Suillus paluster is the source of this 1441-nucleotide messenger RNA. RefSeq lists its product as uncharacterized. Gene Ontology annotation, biological process: autophagosome assembly. Lineage: Eukaryota; Fungi; Basidiomycota; Agaricomycetes; Boletales; Suillaceae. Gene Ontology annotation, cellular component: phagophore assembly site. The record is from RefSeq and is a predicted model, not a curated record. Bases 101 to 1306 code for a protein of 401 amino acids. The transcript has 5 exons.
CUUUCGUCGCGUCUAGUAUCAACGAGCGCGCAUACUACUUAACAGCCCACAGCAAGGCCAUCAUUUUCUCUAGCCUCCUAGCUACAAUUUGAGCUGCACUAUGCCUCAGCCGCCACGUAUUCGUGUCGUUGUGCAGCUCCCUUACAACCGUCCUGACCACCCGCUCCCCGAUCCUCCCCAUAUUGAAUGGAACACAGAGAAGGCUAAUAUUCUAUGGGAGGUUAUCGCACUCUCUCGGACGAGCGAUAACGGUGGUACGGAUUGGAAAGGCCUCGCAGCACAUCUUGAAGUACCGCUUCCGUAUCUACUCUACCGCGCCCAGGCUAGAUACGAAGAUGACCUCCGGGGGCUGCAAGGCUUCCACGCUGGUCAUCAACUGAACCAGCCCCCCACCAAGUCCACAGAGGUUACACCCGUCCUCCCAGAGCGCCCCCUCUCGAUUAAGAUCCCUGCUGCACGCGUCGGCUCCCUCAACAGCGCCCGUAGACUCUCCUCUUCCAGGCUGGCAACACCUCUCGGCGUCCGUGCACGGCUUAACUCUCUCACCCAACAUAACUCCGCCCAAUCGUCCAAGAAGGCAUCUUCCUCAUCAACGUCUACUCUUCAGGGAGCUCAACCUAAGAGACCCCUGCGCUUGCCCUCUCCGUUUUCAUCCGAUGAGAGCGACUCUGAGGAUGAGCAGGCAGCCAAGGAAGAAGAAGCGGACCGUGCGGCGGAGGAAGAUGAAGCUCUUUCACGCAAGCUUGCAAGUCUGCAGCGCAUGAUGACGAGCGAGGCUCUCGGCCUUGUCAGCUCGCCACUUUCCCCUGAGAAGGGCAAGGCCCGGGAUGUGAUCCGUGGGCGUGCGCCAGUGCCUAUAUCCCGCGCUGGUCGCGAGGGCGAUGACAUUAUAGGCUUCAGACGCAACGAUGAGGGCUUCAGACGCGAAGAGCGGAACCGUGAUCACAGCGCGUCUGUCUCAAGUGCAUCUUCUCCGCAGGGUUCGAUCCCCUCGAUCCCUUCUCCCCCGCCUGAAUCCCAGUCUCCAAUGGCCCGGCACCUCUCUACGAGCAAGUCGAGCAGCCCACCAACAGUGUCGACGCGGAAUGCACGGGGGCUAUCGCACAUGCGUUAUGCACCACUCGCAGGGCUCAGCGAGCAGGAGAGCAGUCAUGGGAGCUCAGCAUCGAGCUUCAGUGACAUAAGUGAUACAAGCUUUUCAGCGUCGGCGUUAGAGAGCGCAUUGAUGUCAAAUGUCCCUGCGGGGGCAGGGUCCCGUCUGUCUGCAAUUGCAAGAAGUAGGUUCGUACGUGGGGUGCGGUUGUAACAUAUCUCCUUCUCAGUAGACUUAACCAUAGUCCAUUUUAUUAUUUUCUAUUGAUGAGCUUCGUUCUAAGGAAUCUGUAUCACUAUCGCUCUUAUCAUGUAUCAAUUUCUAAUACUCGGGGUUUAUCAACCUAGA